AUGGUGUACUCUAUUGUUACUAGCUCAUCAUUUGUACCGGCUAUUCAUGGUUCAUUUGCGGCUGCGCCGCCUCUGCCGGAAUCGCUUGCUGUAAAAUCCGGUUCUGUUGGUACAGGGGAAUCAAUUGCGGCAAUUGUUGAGGCCCCAGCUAGAGGUAGGGGUAGAUCUCAAGCUAGGGGUCGUGAUAGUAGUGCGACAGUAGCAACACCAGUGAGAGGUCGUGGACGUGGAGCAACACCAGUGAGAGGUCGUGCUAGAGAGGUCUCUACAGAACCUCAUAUUGAUGGCAGAGAGGACCAAGUUCCUCCAGAUCCUGUAGUCACACCUUUGCUUCAGGAUACACUAUUGAGGGUGUUAAAUGUGCUAGAGGGCUUUUCUCAGGAUGGUGUGGCGACUACCACACCACAUGACUAUUGUACUAGAGAGGGGGCUCAGACCCAAGAGCAACAACCAUCUCCAAUUGUUCAGGAUGCGGUGAGGUCAGCUGUGUUUUGGGCAUCUAGGGAGGGGGCUUCUUUCCAGUCCAUUGUGAGCGCCACCAAAGAGGCGGAAUUGAUGGAGAGAGAGGAGUUUGGGGACCCUAAAAGGUCCUGUAUAUCAGGCCAGUUUUAUGGUGCCUCAUCUGUAGGUAGGGGAUCAUAG
Molecule: messenger RNA, 642 nt
Organism: Solanum lycopersicum (tomato)
Lineage: Eukaryota; Viridiplantae; Streptophyta; Magnoliopsida; Solanales; Solanaceae
Source: RefSeq, a predicted model, not a curated record